Molecule: messenger RNA, 1574 nt
Organism: Ananas comosus (pineapple)
Lineage: Eukaryota; Viridiplantae; Streptophyta; Magnoliopsida; Poales; Bromeliaceae
Product: L10-interacting MYB domain-containing protein-like
Exons: 4
Coding region: 364-1386 (340 amino acids)
Source: RefSeq, a predicted model, not a curated record
CACGCAGUCAUUCUAUUCCUUUCCCCCCUUCCUCUGAGCCUCCCUCCUUUCUCUCUAAUCUCCACUCUCUCCACAACCCACCCUCUCCUUCGCCGCACUCACUUCGGCCACCGCCGACGCCGCCGCCUCGGCGUCGAUCGACCCGAUCCCCGCCGCGAAGAAGUCGAGCUCGUCCAUCGCCCCCGCAGCGAAGAAGUCGAGCCCGUCCAUCGCCCCCGCCUCGCUUGCCGCCUCUAGGACCCGCAACCAGUGCACGCACGCCCCGAACGCCUCCGGGGUCGCCGCCGCCGCCGCACCGUCGCCAGUUGCCGCCGCUGUCCAGGAGAGGCGCCACACUCUUCUCGGCCACGGUCGCACCCUGCCAUGGCCGGAGAGGCGCCGCACGCUUUUCCUCCUCCAACAGAAAGCGAUCCAAAAAAACAAUCACGGGCAAAAUGGACGGAUAUGCAUAGAGCUUAUUUAGUAGAACUUUUACAAGAACAUAAUAAAGAUAAAUGGAGAGGUCAAAAUGGAUGGAAUAAAGAAGGAUGGCGUAGUAUACAUAAGGCAAUGAUUACUAAGUUUUCUCAUUCAAAUUAUACAUUAGAACAAGUAAAAGAUCAGGAGCAACAAUUAAAGAAGCAAUUUAAGGCUGUGAAGAACUUAGUAGAGAUGAGUGGCUUUGGUUGGGAUGGCGACAAGAAAAUGGUUUCUGCUCCAUCAGAAGUUUGGGAACCGUUGAUUAAUAAUAACAAAGAACUUAGGAAAUGGCACAACAAGCCCUUUCCAUGGUAUGAAGCACUAUAUGAUAUUUAUGAAGGCACAUAUGCAGAAGGCAAACGUGCUCGUGGAUGUGAGUAUUAUAGUAAUCACUCUAGAGGUUCAUCAUCGACCUCCCAGCCGGAGUCUCCAUUAGCCACGAUUCCAGGUGUCAGAGAUAAUUUUGAUGAACAUGUUGAAGAGACUCAGGAAGUCAAUCUGUCAGCUCAAAUACCCUCGCCAAGUGACCUACCUCACCCAGUUCAAGUGCCUCCACCAUCACAAUCACAAAUGCAAGCUCAAGAAGAAGCUAGGACAGCAUCAAGUUCUAAAAAAAGAAAAAUGAGAAGCGGAAAUAUCAAUAAAAUGGAAGAUUAUCUAAUUGUGAAGGAGAGGGGUGACGAUAAACUUGCUAAAGCUAUUGUCACCGCAGCAGAGGUACAAACAAGAAGUUAUCAUGAUGAUAAAUAUUCUGUUGAUAAAUGUAUGGAGGUGUUUUAUGCAUUGCCUGAUCCAUGGACCGCGGACGAGGUAUUUAAAGCUACAAGAGUGUUCCAAAGAAAGAAAAAAAAUCGUGAGGCUUGGCUUUCAUUAAAGGAUGAACAUAGGGCUUAUUGGAUAAAAAAGGCAUGGGAAGAAGGAAUUUAGAGUUAAACCUUAAGGUUGUUGCUUAGUUUCUUUAUUAUGCUUUUUUAUUAGGUUUCUUUCAUUUUGCUUGUCAUGUUAAACCUUACCAUUGACAUUUGUUGGUAUAUUGAACUUUAUAGUCUAUUUAGCAAGUUGGUAUCUUUAAUGCUAAAUAGAUUUUUGUUGGUAUCUAGAUGUUUGUUGUCUUA